CCUUCUCUUUAUAAACCCGCAGUCCCCGGAUGUGAAUGGAUUACAAUGUAUCUUUCAGGGAAACCUAUUAUUAUCAAUGUGACUCCACGGGGGAGUCAAUGGUGAUGAUGAUGAGGAGGAGGAUGAUGAUGAGACACCUCUAAACUUGGAACAAGUUUAAGACUUUAUAAGAGGAGAAGAAAAAAAACCCAACCAACAAGAUUUGUUUGAGGAACAAUUAUAACUAUCCUGUGUCGAUAUUUUUUUAUAAACAAUAAGAAAAAGUUGUUGGAUUUUUUUAAUGCUUUCUUUUUGGGGGGAGGGAAUUUUGUUGCAGUUUUAUGGUGGAAAAUGCAAAAACCAGACCCAGGUGCAUAAUCUUGUAAUCUGUGGAUAUCCCUGGAGCAGGACUGAGUACCACUUUAAAUACUUUUUUGGGGGAUACACAUGUGAGAUACUAAGUACUUGCAGAAGAUUUUUGUCUCUUUUUAAAGUCUCUUUCCUUGGAAUAUUGUGAGAAUAUUUGUGGCCAUUUAAGGUUUGUGUGAUUUUGCUAAAAUGCAUCACCAACAGCGAAUGGCUGCCUUAGGGACGGACAAAGAGCUGAGUGAUUUACUGGAUUUCAGUGCGUUCCCCACAAUAAUGGAAACUCACCCCAGUGGAAAGGAAAAAACAGACACCCCUAAAACUAUGUUUUCACCUCCUGUGAGCAGUGGGAAAAAUGGACCAACUUCUUUGGCGAGUGGACAUUUUACUGGCUCAAAUGUAGAAGACAGAAGUAGCUCAGGGUCCUGGGGGAAUGGAGGACAUCCAAGCCCAUCCAGGAACUAUGGAGAUGGGACUCCCUAUGACCACAUGACCAGCAGGGACCUUGGGUCACAUGACAAUCUCUCUCCACCUUUUGUCAAUUCCAGAAUACAAAGUAAAACAGAAAGGGGCUCAUACUCAUCUUAUGGGAGAGAAUCAAACCUACAGGGUUGUCACCAGCAGAGUCUCCUUGGAGGGGACAUGGAUAUGGGCAAUCCAGGAACCCUUUCGCCCACCAAACCUGGCUCCCAGUACUAUCAGUAUUCUAGCAAUAACCCCCGACGGAGGCCUCUUCACAGUAGCGCCAUGGAGGUACAGACAAAGAAAGUUCGAAAAGUUCCUCCAGGUUUGCCAUCUUCAGUCUAUGCUCCAUCAGCAAGCACUGCCGACUACAAUAGGGACUCGCCAGGCUACCCUUCCUCAAAACCAGCAGCCAGCACUUUCCCUAGCUCCUUCUUCAUGCAAGAUGGUCAUCACAGCAGUGAUCCUUGGAGCUCCUCCAGUGGGAUGAAUCAGCCUGGCUACGGAGGAAUGUUGGGCAAUUCUUCUCAUAUUCCACAGUCUAGCAGCUACUGUAGCCUGCAUCCACAUGAACGUUUGAGCUAUCCAUCACACUCCUCAGCAGACAUCAAUUCCAGUCUUCCUCCGAUGUCCACUUUCCAUCGUAGUGGUACAAACCACUACAGCACCUCCUCCUGUACACCUCCUGCCAACGGGACAGACAGUAUAAUGGCAAAUAGAGGAAGCGGGGCAGCAGGCAGCUCCCAGACUGGAGACGCUCUGGGGAAAGCACUUGCUUCGAUCUAUUCUCCAGAUCACACUAACAACAGCUUUUCUUCAAACCCUUCAACUCCUGUUGGCUCUCCCCCUUCUCUUUCAGCAGGCACAGCUGUUUGGUCAAGAAAUGGAGGACAGGCCUCAUCAUCUCCCAAUUAUGAAGGACCCUUACACUCCUUGCAAAGCCGAAUUGAAGAUCGUUUAGAAAGACUGGAUGAUGCCAUUCACGUUCUCCGGAAUCAUGCAGUGGGCCCAUCCACAGCUGUGCCUGGUGGGCACGGGGACAUGCAUGGGAUCAUCGGACCCUCUCAUAAUGGAGCCAUGGGUGGUCUGGGCUCAGGGUAUGGAACCGGCCUUCUUUCAGCCAACAGACAUUCACUCAUGGUUGGGGCCCAUCGUGAAGACGGCGUGACCUUGAGAGGCAGCCAUUCUCUCCUGCCAAACCAGGUUCCAGUUCCACAGCUUCCUGUCCAAUCUGCAACUUCCCCUGACUUAAAUCCACCCCAGGACCCUUACAGAGGCAUGCCACCAGGACUACAGGGGCAGAGUGUCUCCUCUGGCAGCUCUGAGAUAAAAUCCGAUGAUGAAGGCGACGAGAACCUGCAAGACACGAAAUCUUCCGAGGACAAGAAAUUAGAUGACGACAAGAAGGAUAUCAAAUCAAUUACUAGGUCAAGAUCUAGCAAUAACGAUGAUGAGGACCUGACGCCGGAGCAGAAGGCAGAGCGCGAGAAGGAGCGGAGGAUGGCCAACAAUGCCCGUGAGCGCCUGCGGGUCCGAGACAUCAACGAGGCUUUCAAGGAGCUUGGGCGCAUGGUGCAGCUCCACCUCAAAAGUGACAAGCCCCAGACCAAGCUCCUGAUCCUCCACCAGGCUGUGGCUGUCAUCCUCAGCCUGGAGCAGCAAGUCCGAGAAAGAAAUCUGAAUCCAAAAGCAGCCUGUCUAAAAAGAAGGGAGGAAGAGAAGGUGUCCUCGGAGCCUCCCCCGCUUUCCUUGGCUGGCCCACACCCCGGAAUGGGAGACACAUCAAAUCACAUGGGACAGAUGUGAAAGGGUCCAAGUUGCCACAUUGCUUCAUUAAAACAAGAGACCACUUCCUUAACAGCUGUAUUAUCUUAAACCCACAUAAACACUUCUCCUUAACCCCUUUUUUGUAAUAUAAGACAAGUCUGAGUAGUUAUGAAUCGCAGACGCAAGAGGUUUCAGCAUUCCCAAUUAUCAAAAAACAGAAAAACAAACAAAAAAAAAGAAAGAAAAAAGUGCAACUUGAGGGACGACUUUCUUUAACAUAUCAUUCAGAAUGUGCAAAGCAGUAUGUACAGGCUGAGACGCAGCCCAGAGACUGAAUGGCAAUCUUUCCACACUGUGGAACAAUGCAUUUGUGCCUAAACUUCUUUUGGAAAAAAAAUAUAAUUAAUUUGUAAGUCUGAAAAAAUAUUUAAUUUAAAAAAAUUGUAAACUUGCAAUAAUGAAAAAGUGUACUUCUGAAGAAAACUACAUGAACGUUUUUGUUGGUAUUCAAGUCAGCUAGUGUUUAUAAUUACUGGAUAUUGAAUGGGGAAGCUCGGCUGCCCUACUAACAAAACCAGCAAACGUCCUGAUGACAACGAAGUGAUGACAUUAGCCAUUCCUUAGGGUAGGAGGAACAGAUGGAUCUUAUAGACCUAUGACAAAUAUAUAUAUAAAUAUAUAUAUAAAUAUAUAU
This is a messenger RNA of Heterocephalus glaber (naked mole-rat), 3268 nucleotides long. RefSeq names its product transcription factor 4 (gene Tcf4). Lineage: Eukaryota; Metazoa; Chordata; Mammalia; Rodentia; Bathyergidae. Gene Ontology annotation, molecular function: RNA polymerase II cis-regulatory region sequence-specific DNA binding; DNA-binding transcription factor activity, RNA polymerase II-specific; protein dimerization activity. Gene Ontology annotation, biological process: regulation of transcription by RNA polymerase II. The record is from RefSeq and is a predicted model, not a curated record. Gene Ontology annotation, cellular component: chromatin; transcription regulator complex.